Molecule: messenger RNA, 1351 nt
Organism: Cladocopium goreaui
Lineage: Eukaryota; Dinophyceae; Suessiales; Symbiodiniaceae
Source: the annotation of a GenBank genome assembly
CUUAGCGGCUCUCAAACCCCAACAAAAAGGAGCCAUGCCUGCGAGGGCUGCAGGCUCAGGCAGCCCCCCCGCGACUGUCACACUGCUCCCUGAAAAUUUCCGCAACUGCGAGAAGGGGCAGCUCUGGCUCAACAGCAACGAGUUGGAAGCUGUGAGGCAAGCCUUAGCGGCGCAGAGCAGCAGAUUGUCGCUGCAAUGGGCCGUGGAACCUGUGUGGGUCUCUAAAGCCGAGUUCCUCAGGAGGAAGAACAUGAAGAUGGCGGACCCUUCCGACGAGGAGGAGGAAAAGGAUGCCACGAAUGGUGAGGGGUCGGCCAGCCCUAUCUCAGCACUGUCGGGAUCGAUGCUGUCUCACGGUCACGAUCUGUCUCACUUGCGCAAGGAUCUGCCCCUGAAAGACCGACGGGCUUUGGAGAAGCGAAAAGACCGGAAGGACCGGAAGGAUCCGCCUGCCAAAGGAGGGAGGUCCAACAAGCCGCCUUUGAAGCCUCCAAAAAGAAUCAAGAAGCCAAGUAAGCCAAGCAAGUCAGAGAGUGACGGCAACGCCAGUGAUGACGAUGAGGAUGAUGAGCAUCAAGAUGAGGAUGAGGAUAGGACGCCUGGGACGCCUGGGACGCCUGGGACGCCUGGGACGCCUGGGACGCCUGGGACCAGGGGUCCCAUGAAACCGAAACCGUCCACAGAUUCCAAGGCCACGCCGCAGGACACACCCAGUGUCUUUAAGGAGGGCUCAAAGGAGGAUCUCAAGGCGACAUAUUGGCAAAAGAAGGCCCAACAUGCCAAGCCUGAGAAGUUCCAGAAGGACUCGGACAAGGAGCCUGAUGACAAGGCUCUUGAAAGCAAGUCCGCAAAGGGCGAAAAAAGACCCAAUGAGGACAAGGACGACUUGUUGCAGGAAAUGGCGAUGCGGGGCAAGAAGAGCAAGACGGGAAGCAAAGAUGACGCAAGCGAUGAAGAAAUUGACGCAGCAAAGGCUCAACAGCAAGUUGAAUACUUGGACGGCCUGCGACAAAGGCUCUCAGAAACCCAGCGAGAUCAAUUGGCGAAUCGCUUUGGGCAGGCGAUGGACCUGCCUCAGAUGGACCAGGAAACUCGCCGGCAGCUGGCAUGGCACAUGGAAGAUCAGCUGGGUGUGCCACGGAACCAAGAUCUCUUCGAUGGAUGGAAUAAUUCCCCUCCUGCCAGUUGAAGCAUCACGGCAGCUGGGAGGUGGGCCGAUGGAUGUAGCAUAUGCAGCUGACUUGUUGGCCAAGUGUCAUGAAUCUGCAGAUUACUUCAGCUCCAGUAGGUCAGCAUGUAUAGCUGGUAUAGCUGUAGGAUUACUUUUUUGAUCUUUCCUGGGAUCUUCCUG